This is a messenger RNA of Paraglomus brasilianum, 2649 nucleotides long. The record is from the annotation of a GenBank genome assembly. Lineage: Eukaryota; Fungi; Glomeromycota; Glomeromycetes; Paraglomerales; Paraglomeraceae.
AUGCCUGAUGAAUUAACCCCAAAACGCCAGCGUGUUUCAAAAGCUUGCGACACUUGUCGCCGCAAGAAAGUGAGGUGCGACGGUGUUCAACCUCCUUGCGGGAACUGUGCUACUUUUGGGUUCGAGUGCACUUAUAACGAUGCAACAAAGAAGAGAGGUCCACCAAAAGGGUAUAUUGAAGCCAUAGAAACGCGAUUGCAUAGAAUGGAGUCUUUGCUGGGUGGAUUAGUGCACAGUAACGAUCCCCGUGCUGAAGCCGUGUUGAGUGAACUGAUGCAAGACGACUUGCGACCGCUACGACAUUCGGGAUCAACUGACGCUUCUUUGUGGCGAAGUCUUCAAUCCUCUGGUUCGGCCGAUAAUUUUGCCGGCAUGGACGAUUCGUACAGAUCAGGGGAGAGUCCAUUGAUCGAUGAUUUGAACGAUAUCAUGGGCAUACUGAGCAUCGAUGAGAAUAAUCAAGUGCGGUAUCACGGUAGAAGUAGUGGUUUCUAUCUAUUAAAGAAGAGUAAAUGUUACAAAGACGGAGUACUCCAAUAUCCAAAUCAACAAUGGGCCAAGGGCGAACUCGUUGCAUCGACCGUUGAAUUUGAAUUACUAAAACGUCCAGAGCUUAUAGAAUUACCGUCUGAAGAACUGUCAAAUCAUCUGUUGGAAUGCUAUUUCACUCAAAUGCAUCCGUAUCUUCCAUUAAUUUACAAGCCCACGUUCUUCAAACAGCUGAAAGAGAAAAAGUAUUUGCCCUUGCUGUUGCUUAAUGCCAUUUACUCGGCUGCUGCUAAAUUCUCACCAAAGUUGGAAGUAAGAAAAGAUCCCUCAAAACCAGAGACAGCCGGUGACGUGUAUUUUGAACGAGCCAAAGCCUUGCUUGAUAGCGAUUAUGGUGUUUCCAAAGUUACUACAGUGCAGGCCUUGUUGUUAAUGGCUAUACGAGAGUUUGGGUGUGGGAAAACGUCCCGUGGGUGGCUGUAUAUAGGAAUGGGAAUAAGAAUGGCCCAAGAUUUGGGAAUACAUCGCAAUAACGAGAGAUGGCAUCCUCUGAGCCUGAGCCAUGAAGAACGAGAGUCACAGAGACGGACAUUUUGGACAUGUUUUGUUCUAGACAGACUUGCGAGUGCUUACUUGGGUCGUCCUAUGGGAAUUGAUGAGAAAGAUGUCGACGCUGCACACCCAAGUGAAGCUGAAUAUGACGAGACUGAAAUGUUGCCAUUCAAAAUGGAUGGGCUGUUCUCUUCUUCUUCAUCUCCCCUCUCAUCCCAAAACAGCUUACAGGCGUCACCGGCAACGUCUUCAAAGUCGGCGUCGUCCGUUGGGUCUCAAUCGAACGAGGUAACACACAGGUCGCAUGCAGUAUCUCGGUUCAUUCAUUUCAUUAAACUGUGCGAGAUAGUCGGUCGAAUAGUACACAACAUACAUGCGAUAAGGUGCAAACCAAUCUCAAAGAUUGAUGACACUGUAAGAUCUAUUCUGGAUUCUUCGCUUACUUCGUGGUUUGUCAGUCUACCUCCUCAUCUGCAAUAUGAUCCUAAUAGCAAUGAUUGUACAUCACCAGCGACAUUAGCACUUCAUAUGCAUUAUUAUACAGUAUUAACGUUAUUACAUCGACCCUAUGCACCUACUUUCCCACAUUCUCACAAUGUUUGUACAACAGCAGCAGAGGAGGUUGCUAAAAUUGGAGAGACACUAAUGAAAAAGGCUCCACAAACAUAUAGUUUAGCAAUGUCUGUAUAUAGUAUAUUUACAGGAGGAGUUACUCAUACUUAUAAUGCUGCUCAAGACGACCCGUCUUUGGCUUUAUCAUCAAAAGUGAAUUUACUCAAGUGUCUAAGAGCACUAGAGGCAGCAAAGGACGUAUGGCAACCAGCAUCAAGAUACUAUAAUUUACUGGUGGAUCUUGUGGAUUUGACAGACGCCAGAUCCGGUAAUGACAAUCUUCGUAAUACUCUUGGUGACAACGAGGACGAUCAUAGCCCGCAAUCACGUAAGAGGACUAAUGUAUCCAAUAACCAAAGUCAGGCUAGAAAUUCCCAAUUGACAUUGGAAGAUUACAAUAUCGUCUAUCAUCAACCUUUUAUGACGACUGCUGAUAAUAGUAACAAUAGCAAUGUUCAACGACCAAUGUUUCAACAUCCACCUGCCAUACAAUUGAACCGUCACGGUACAGAAGAAUCUCCUCAAAUGUAUCCCGUUAGACAUCGAUCCGUUGUCCCUAGCCAGCAACUAUCUUCGUUAUCAAUCAACGAUCCGUUUGCAGCGCCGGGUGCAGCUACAGCUGGUGCAAAUAAUAACGGAAAUGGAGUAUUUAAUACUCCAAUCACAGGGUACUGGGAGAUACCACCAUCGGCAGACUUGGAUGAAUGGACGGCAUAUGUGAAUAAUCAACAUUUACGACAAAGUGGAAUUACAUAUGCGUCGCAGGGACUGCAGUCGUCACGGAUGCAAACAAAUAAUACUAAUGGUAUACUUGCCUCGCAACAACGGCUUAUAUCUAACGAUGGUAAUAAUAUCAACAUGUAUGCUAACGGUAAUCAGCUGAUGCCGAAUAUAUUGACACUACAGAAUGGAGAGGGGCGAAGCGCUGGCGGGUAUGGUGGAAACGGGAGUGGUAAUGGAGCAAAUGAUUCAACUGUACCACUGAUAUAUUACUAG